GUGCGCGCGCGGAGUCCGCUGGAAUUAGCCCGAACCGAAACCGUCCGCUUCCUCAGCGAAACCGUCCGCUUCCUCUUUACCAAACGAGACGCAUUCAACUGUCUUGGCAUCCAGUUGGAGCUGGAUAAGAGAUGAUGGGUCCCUAGCGACGCUUAAAGGGUGGCCCGAAUCUCGACCAAAGAGGGAUAACAACUGAAGACGGCGUCCGAAGUUGGCAUGAGGCAGCGCGCUUCGUAACGCAUUCCGAGGAGAUUUGCGUUCAGGAUUAUUGCUCGGGUUCUUUUAAAUUCCCCCCGUAUGACAAUAUCUUAAAUAGAAGGUUCACCCGGUUCGUUUGAAGCGUUUUGGAAGAGAGUUUGUGUCAUGAUGAACUCCAGGCGCACGCUGUUUUCUGCGGGCUGGGAGUCAGUGGUGCUGUCCAGCGUCCUGCUUCUUCACGUCGCUCCUUUGUGUGUUAACGGUGGUAGUUCAUUUAUCAGCAAUUCUACUGGCACUAAUUCCUCAGACCUGAAUGGGGUGGGAUUUAAGCCUGCACUUCCGGGUGAAGUCACAUCUAUUGCCCAGGCCCAAGUUCGUUCUCGAAAACCACGAUCUGGAGAAGAGUCAGGCAGCGGUGGAGAAACCUCAACCAGUGCUGUUGAUUCAGCUGAAAGGGAACGCCUUAUUGAUUUGACGAUAGAUGGCAUGGCUGCCCGGCUGCCCACGCUGGCUGAACCCCGGACACGUAGCCUGUCACAGCUGGAUUUUAGCGAGGAGAGAAUCCAGGACAGCGUCCCGCGUUGGAAGAGAGAGAGAUUACAAGCAGAUGGGACUCUGUUAGAUCCUGUCACGGGUCCUCCUCCUGAGUCCACCUCUUCUCAACCAGAAGAAGUUAUCACGGUCAAUUUUUACAACCCUUCUCACCAACAGCAUGUUCUCGAUCCCCCUGCUUGGGUUCAGCAGCUCCAGAGUGGAGAUCCAACCUCCUGGACCCUUUCUGAUUUUUAUGAUUAUCUGUCACCUGACUAUUCGCCCACUGAAGUUUAUCUGGAGGAGAGCCAACCAACACCACCUGACAUGGAAGACGAAAAUGUUCCUCUCAUAGCCAGCGCAGUUCCCUCCAACACUAGAGUUAUUACCUCUGAUGAUGGAUCUGGAGAACCUUCACCUGGAGCAUCAGAUGUGCUCAACUCUGGAUGUCUUUAUGGAUUUGUGCGUUACAACGGCACAUGUAUCUCAUCAUGCGAAAUCUUCCCCAGUUACUGCUUCAAUGGAGGACAGUGCUAUGUGGUUGACGGUAUUGGUGCUUUUUGCCGGUGUAACAUUCAGGAGUACAUCUGGAACAAGGGCUCCAGGUGCGAGUCGGUCAUUUCAGAUUUCCAAGUGAUGUGUAUAGCAGUGGGCGGAGCCGCCAUCAUGUUGCUCCUCCUCUUCAUGAUUGUAGUUUUUUUCUCCAAGAGGAUGCACAUGCUUAAGACUGAAAACAGACGACUUCGCAAACACAGUAAGUUCCGCCCAAAGUCGGAGCAGCACAUCGAUAACUUCUCGCUCUCCACCGUCGCAGAGGGCUCUCAGGCAAAUAAAACCAUGAGCAGAUACACGUGGGAAUAUAAACCUAAAGAAGAUCCCUGCAGUGAGGAUUGCUCUUGCAAAGAAGAUCCAUGCAAAUGUCCCCCUAAAGAGGACGAGUCUUUGAACAACCAGAACUCGCUUACGCCAAAACUGGAAAACGACAAGGCCGCCACAGAAGACAAUGCGGAGGAGGUAAACUCAAUGCAGAACAACAUGAACAACGUGUAGUAACACCCCUUUGCCACAAGCUGGCGCUGUGACUGUAGCAAGACACACAUUUGACACCUUGAAAUUACUAAAACACCCUAAUUAGUGGACUAAACACUGACGUGGCACUCCUCCUUGCAUUCACCUCAAGAUGGCUCAAAACACGCAAACGAAGUACUGAACUAGCAUGCUAACUUCUGUUUGUACUCUGUCGUCACGCGGUGGAGUUCCUACCGCCAGGGUACCUUCCCAGCACAUUCACCUUGUCCUUGCUUGCUGUCCGUGCUGAUGUCACGCUGCAUCGUGUUAUGUCAAGCUUUGUUAUUCUGUGCUCCGCUAAGUCACGCUACGCUAGGAAACACUUCACCCCACAACCCAAAGGUUUAGCCGCCAGGUUUUCAACCUUUGACCUUCAGUCUUCACCGCUGUCACCUUCUGAACUCCUGUCUGUCCUGCCUUACUCAAAUCAGCAUGCAUUGGUGUUCUUUCAUAUAAGAAACAAACAAAACGUCUGUUGGAAAUAUCGUAGCUAUUUAGACUGUGUAAAAAAUAAUUCUGAGAUUUGUAGAUGUAUGUUGACUUAUUCAGUGCGUGUGUCUGAAUAUAUAUAUACAUAUAUACAAAUACUGCUUGGAUUAAUAUUUAUAUGCAGUAUCAUACAGUUUUAAUGCUCAUUGUGUCUUGAAACUAAUUAUUUUGGUGUAUUGAAACAUUUUUUGUACUACUUUUUUUUUUUUUUUUUUUUUUUUUUUUUUUGAAGGCAAAUGAAAAUAAAUAAAGCCAGUUUGUUUGGAAUAAAACACUUUGCCAGUACCAAA
Molecule: messenger RNA, 2576 nt
Organism: Puntigrus tetrazona (Sumatra barb)
Lineage: Eukaryota; Metazoa; Chordata; Actinopteri; Cypriniformes; Cyprinidae
Gene: cspg5b
Product: chondroitin sulfate proteoglycan 5b
Exons: 6
Coding region: 364-1779 (471 amino acids)
Biological process (GO): nervous system development
Source: RefSeq, a predicted model, not a curated record